Fusarium coffeatum is the source of this 1071-nucleotide messenger RNA. RefSeq lists its product as uncharacterized. Lineage: Eukaryota; Fungi; Ascomycota; Sordariomycetes; Hypocreales; Nectriaceae. The transcript has a single exon. Gene Ontology annotation, molecular function: hydrolase activity. Bases 1 to 1071 code for a protein of 356 amino acids. The record is from RefSeq and is a predicted model, not a curated record.
AUGAGUGCCGAUCCCAGUCUUAAAAUCGCUUUAAAUAUCCUGGAUACCCCGGAUUUCUCGUUUCUCUAUCUUCGAUUCUCGGAACAGAACCUUGCUCUCAAUACCCUUGCCAUGAAGCUCACAAGCCUUUUGGCUCUGAUGGCCACCAACGUCGCCAUCUCCAAACCGACUCAGGGAAAGAUACCUGCACCCAAGUUGCCGCAAUUAUCAUGGAAUACCCAUACACAUUGCUUUGACCCAGAGCGUCAUCCCUUCAAGAGCUCACGUUCCUACACACCGGAGGCCGCUCCUUUGAAGGACUUGAUCAAACAGUCACCAGCUGAUAAUGUCAUGAUCGUACAAGCAACGAUCGAGGAUGGUUACAGUGGUCUCUUGGAUACUUUGGCCAAGGGCCAUGAGCAGUAUCCCAGCAAACAGAUUCUUGGUACUAUCUUUUGGGACCCUGAGGAUUCAAGCCUGAAGAACAAGACAGAUGCCGAAUGGGAUAGGCUGCACAAGGCUGGAGUGCGGUCCGUUAGGAUUCAUGGCUCAUACGGUGGCUCAGGCGAUGACCUGGACUGGGUUCUCGAGAAGUUUGUGCAGGUUGCUACGUAUUGCCCUCUUGAACGACACGGCUGGACUAUUUCGGCGCAACUGCCAUUGGCAAUGUGGUCGAAAAUGAAGGACUCUAUCUUGGAUCAUCCGAAGUUGAAGGGUGUAAGAAUUAUCGCGGAUCACAAUGGCUCUGCAACGCCCGAGGACUACGAGACCAAUCAGUUCAACGAUUUUCUCGCUCUGCUGGAAACGGGAAGAUUUUACAGUAAAGUCGGCGCUUUGCACAGACGAGCCGAUGAUGUUGCCCUCAUGGAACCUAUCAUCAAGGCCUUUGCGACGGCUGCACCUGGUGGCUUGGUCUGGGGAAGCGACUGGCCUCACGUCAAUGCUUCUGUAAAAGGACUUGAACCAACACCACCUCUCGAAGUGGAUACGAAUGAGGAGCUGCGGUUGUUGAGGGAAUGGCUUACAGAUGAUCAGUGGGAGAAGAUGUUUGUGUGCAACCCUGCACAAGUCUUUGGCAUGGGCAAACCUUAA